Messenger RNA from Symbiodinium sp. CCMP2456, 489 nucleotides. Lineage: Eukaryota; Dinophyceae; Suessiales; Symbiodiniaceae. The record is from the annotation of a GenBank genome assembly.
GCCCUCCCUAAGUGGUGGCAAGGACGAGGCGCAGCAAUCUCUCAUGCGCGAGAAAAAGCGGAUCUUGGACAUGAAGGACGACGAGGGCGUGACCGCGCUCAUGAAAGCCGCUGAGCAGGGCGAGGGUGAUGUGGUGCAAAUCCUCGCGGACGAUGGCGCCUCCUUGGACCUGAAAGAUGACGAAGGAUGGGAUGUGCUGAUGUGGGCGGCGCUCAGCGGCCACUUUGAGAUUUGCGAGCUCCUGGUCGGCACUUUUCACAUGUCGCCAGACUAUGCCACCGAGAAAGGAGAGACUGCGUUGAUGAAGGCGGCGGCGAACGGCCAUUGGGACGUGUGCGAGUUCCUGAUUACGGAGGGGGCCAAGGUGAAUCAGCUGGACCAACACCAUCAGACCGCCCUGAUGUGGGCGGCUUCGGAGGGGCACUUGGCGACGGUCACCGGCCUGGCGAAGAAGGAUGCCAAGGUGGAUCAGGUCACAAAGCAGGGCAA